AAUGGCGGAUGAACCAACACGGGAGUGGAGCGAUGAGCAGCUCAAAAGUGAUGAUUUGCCCAAAAAAGACCUCAUAAAGUUCAUCCAGGACAAUGGAGCACACUCGUUCCUCAACGAGCACAAGCUGCUGGGAAACAUAAAAAGUGUCGCCAAAACGGCAAAGAAAGAACAACUGAUAAUUGCCUACAAUCAGCUCUUUGAGGGCAAAAGGUUUAAAGGAUCAGAACCAGUCGAGGAAGUGACGGAGCAGGUCAGAGCUGUGAAAAUUGAAGAGAAGCCCAAAGAAGCCACAGAGGUUGUGGACGAGGGUCCGCCCAAGUACUUCAAGUCGGUGCUGAAGAAAGGGGACAAGAGCAACUUUCCAAAAAAAGGCGACAAUGUGAGCUGCUGGUACACCGGGUCCUUGGAGGAUGGAACCGUCUUCGACACCAAUAUUCCCACAACGGCAAGAAAGAAGAAGCAAACCAAACCCCUGACAUUUAAAGCCGGCCUGGGCAGAGUCAUCAGAGGGUGGGAUGAGGCCAUUCUGACGAUGAGCAAGGGUGAAACAGCUCGGGUGGAGAUUGAACCAGAGUGGGCCUACGGGAGGAAGGGUCUCCCCGACUCAAAAAUCCCCCCCAAUGCAAAGCUGAUCUUCGAGGUUGAGCUGGUGGCUGUGGAUUAACUGAUCACCGCUGACCAGCAUGCACCGCAGUUUACGACGGGACAAGAAAAUGUUGAAUUGCCUUGCUGUAAAGAUUGACGUUAGAAUGGCAUUUUUUUUUAUUGUAACGUUCUGGUUCUACUUUGUCUCAUUCACCACGUUUAAAAGAAUCAGGCAGUUAUUACAGCGUUUUAGGUUCUGGCCAAAAUGUGAUGGCUUGUCAAUAAUGUACAUAUGAGACACCCUGAAACCUUAUUCUCUGCAUUUUCUUUUGCAUAUACAAUGUAAAUGAUUAAUAAAACCUGUUUCAGAGACUAAA
Molecule: messenger RNA, 962 nt
Organism: Anarrhichthys ocellatus (wolf-eel)
Lineage: Eukaryota; Metazoa; Chordata; Actinopteri; Perciformes; Anarhichadidae
Gene: fkbp3
Product: FKBP prolyl isomerase 3
Exons: 7
Coding region: 2-664 (220 amino acids)
Molecular function (GO): peptidyl-prolyl cis-trans isomerase activity
Source: RefSeq, a predicted model, not a curated record